Messenger RNA from Naegleria gruberi, 8601 nucleotides. RefSeq names its product rasGTPase-activating protein. The record is from RefSeq and is a predicted model, not a curated record. Gene Ontology annotation, biological process: regulation of GTPase activity. The transcript has 3 exons. Bases 1 to 8601 code for a protein of 2866 amino acids. Lineage: Eukaryota; Heterolobosea; Eutetramitea; Acrasida; Naegleriidae.
AUGGAACAUUUACUCGUGUUGACUACUGUUGAAAGAAUUGGUGAUUCUCUUCCAAGUACACCUUCAUCACAAAGAAGAAAGGGUUUCAAUUUGAAGGGUUAUAUUAAAACACUCAAUGAAUUGAUUGUUUUGCCAAAUAUUGACUUACACAAAGUGGUUCAACCUCUCGUUGAUCUCUACGAUAAUGUCUCUAAAACCACAAUCAAUGCUACAUUAAAACCUUCUGAGAAAAGAACAAAAUUAGAGUUGAUCAACAAAUCAAAACUCAUCAUUCUCAAUCUAUUAUCGGAUUAUAUAAAUUUUGCCAUCGAAAAUAAGGAACUUGUUUUGCCAAAUCAUCACUUGAACAAUUUGUUCUGUCAAUUUGAUAAUGAUGAUCUCUUGUUGGAAGAGAGACGUCAAGAACAAGAUGAAGAAGAAGAUGAAGAUUUAGUUGCACUUGUUAAGGAACAAUCAAAGAAUGCUCAUCAACCAUCACAAUCAGCUUCAACAAUUACAGAAAGUACAAAUGAAGGUAACGAAUCUCCAAGUAUUAAAAAUGGAUCUCUCAAUCAGAUCAGUGAUUUCGAAUAUGGGCAUGAAAGAGGUAGAUCACCAAGUGGCUUGGGAGCAUCUCUUGAUUAUUUAAAUGCUUACAAGCAAAGAAAACAAAAGAAAUCUUCAUCAAAAUCACAAAGAAACUUUAAUGUAAAGAGAAGUGCUGCCACUUUUACUCAACCAAAAGAAUUGGACGAAGCAACAGCUCUCAACAUUAUUCAAUUAGUUUCCACUAGAUUAUUAUUACAACAUGAUAUGUUCUAUGAUGCCACACAAGAAGAAAUCCAAAAAACAGCAGUUAAUAAUUAUCUUGAACAACAAAUUUCCUAUAGAUGUAUGGAGAUACUAUUCAAAAUAAGUGUUUGUAAACCAGAUACUGUUUUCAAGACUAUUGUUGGUGAUUCAUUACCUACAUCACUUAAUAAUAACUGUAUGGAUAUCAGUUUUAAUACUGAUCUUCAAUCUGACAAACUUCCUUUCUCUUCCUCUCUUUCACAUUUCAAACUGAUCGAAUAUGUAAAUUGGACAGUUGGUAAUUUAGAAAAACUCUUAAAGGCAGUCAAUGAAAACAUGAAAGGUUUUACCAAAUAUUUGGAAGUCUUAACACCUCCUUUAAGAUUAGCUAUAUGGAACUUUAUUACAAACUAUAAUAAUGAAUUUGUUGAUAUCAUUAAGAAUCCAAAUGCUUCAAUUGUUAAUACAGCUAGAGAAACAUUUGAUAAUAUUUAUAAACAAACAGGAAAGAAACAAAAAAACAAGACAUGGCCAGCACUUGCCACUUUAUGCGUUUUGACUGCAGAUGAUCUUCUAAAGUGUGUAAAGGCAGGUAAUGGUAAAAAGUUUGGUGGCAGUGAAAAUAUGACAACAUUUAUUCACAAAGAUCUCUUAAAAGCAAUGGAAGAUAAGGAUAAGUCUCUUAUUUUACCUCCAUUGAUUGACAUUUAUAGAGCUGUAUCAUAUGCACCAUCAGAUGUAGAAACAGCCUUUGCUGUUCUUUCUCUUUUGGUGGAAGAAAAAUUCCUUUCCAUUUUUGUACCAGAACCAACAACAGGAAAAGUUUCUAAAUGCUAUAGUCCAGAAGAGUUGAAUGAACUCGAAAUGUGGACAUUUUAUGUAACAACACUUUAUAGAAGAAGCCCAGAAAAAUGCAAAAAACAACUAAUGAUACCAAUAAUGGCAGAUGGUACUUUAGAGCAAAAACAAACAGUUGCCAAAGUACUUCUUUUCCUUCUUACUGAUAGAUCUUCUCAAUUUACCUACAAUAGAAAGUUAGAAGUAGACUUUAAAGUACUUGCUUCAUCUCUUCGUGAAUUUUUCAUUUCGACUACAGAUCAAUUCAAAGGUAAAGCAAGAGAAACUGGUGAUGAUAAUACUCCAACAUUAGCACCAAGUGCAUCCUUUAGAACACCAAAGAAAGGCUUUGCAGCUCUUUUAAGAGAGAAAGUAGGUGGUAAGGACAGUAGUAAUUCUCCUACUGGAUUGGGAUCAUUCGCAGGUCAACCAAACUUUAAAAUGUUUGAUACUGUUAACACAAUUCUUCACGUUUUUUGUGCUGAUCCAAGGUUUUUCCUUACAAAGUCAAACGAAUCCGAUCAAAAUAUCAAUAAUUUUGCCUAUUUGGCUGACUUCUUUGUGCUAAAUUCUGACCCAAUUGUACAAGAUCAAAUAACUAGACUUUUCCAAAAGCUUUUCUUAGAACAAUAUAUUAAGAACUGGGGAGAUGAUUUAUUUGUUGGAUUCAGUACUAUCUCAACAAGAGUUUUGUCAAGACUAUCACCUGCUCUUUUCCUUCUUAAUGAAUUGGAACAAUUGCAAGCAACAAAGACCUUACUUUUCCUUUUGAGAAACAUUACCUAUUGUGCUAAGAAAUUCUAUAUUGCUAACAGAGACACUUAUUUACUUUUGGAACACAUUAGAACUAACCCUGACAGAAUUAAUACUCUUGAAGUUUUAUGUAGUAACUUAUUGGUAUGCCUUUGCUCAACUGAUAAGGAGAUUUGGCAGUCUACUACAAGAUGUUUGAGAGAUGUUUGUGACCAAAUUGAAAUUUUGAAUAAUCACAACAUUAAGAAGUUGAAUUACAAUUUUUACAGACAAUUGGCAAGCAUUGACUUGAAUGGUAAAUUUUACAAUGAAAGAAAGUCACAAAUCCAACUUUUCAAGAGAGUUGAAACUCAAACACCAUCCAUUUUGAAAGCCUUUGGUGAGGUUUAUAACAGAUGGAAGGAACUUCUUGAUCAACUCAAGAGUGAAGAUUCUGCUUCAAAUAUUACCUUGAGAGAUUUGUUCCCUAAUUACACCUCUUUGCUAUGUGCUCUCGGUGGUGUAUGCAUUCAAGAUACAAAGGAUGAAGAUUCAAGCUUUGUUCUUGAUUUCUUAAAGCCAGAGGCAACAAGUGCCAAUAAUGUUGACAGUUAUAUGGAUGACUUGAUGAAACAAGUUAUUUCAGACGAUGUCAAUGUCAGACAAAUGGUAACCAUCUCUGUUUCUACUGAUUUAUCACCAAGUCUUUUCACUAAAUUGUUCACUGCCAUGAAGGCUUCAGUUCAAGAACAAUUCGGACAAACAUUUGUUAUUAGUCAAAAGAAUAACUUACUUGUUGAUCAAUAUCUUCACAUUCUCAAGACAAUUGUUGAAAAUCCAGAUACUAAUACUGAUCUUUCUCUUGCUCAAGAAAUUGAUUCCAUUACUGAUCUCUUUGCUAACUAUUGUACACACAGCGAAUUUGAUAACAAGGAUGUCCUUGAGUUGAAGAAGAAAUUAUGUCAAUUCCUUGAAGUUUUGAUGAGCAAAGUUGAAUACUUGACUUUCAAGAACAUUGAAGAACAAAAGUUGAGAAGAACAAUCAUUGGUCACGUUAUGGAAUGGACAACUGAUUCUGUCUUUAAAGAAAAGACAUCAACCGGAGCAAGUGUAUCAACUCCUCGUGUUGCUUCUGAGGCUCCUCUUCUAGAAAACAAUUCCCAAGUUUCAACUGAAGUCAAGAAACUCUACACCGAUCUUGAUUUGUUGUGCAUGAAGGCAUGUACUUCCCUUAUCAAUGGUAUGGUUAUUGCAAACGAUGAAAAAGGAAGAGAAGAAUAUUCAAAAUACUUUGCUUUCUUAUUGAGAUUCCUUGAAAAGGCUAAAGACAGUACUUUUACAGCUACAAUUUACAAGGCCUUCUCUAGAUUAUUGCAAACAAACGUCAGUUUUGGUCUUGAGUAUUACAUGUCAAAGGUCUACGAUAAUAAUAACACUAUUAGAUCAACAUUCUUGGGAUUGCUAUCUGAAUUGAUCAAGAAGGGACUUUUGGUUGAAGAAGAAGAAAAAAAUAAGCAAGACAGAGUUUCUAUUUCUGAAUACCAAGAAAUUAUCAACAAACUUGUCUUUACCAAUAGAAAGAGAGCUCUUUUUGCACUUUUUGAUAAGUGCAAGAAUCCAGAAAAAGAUGAUUUGUGUGAAGCUGUUAUUAGAGUUUAUCAAUCAAAGGGUGAAAUUGAUAAGAAUUUAUUAGAUUUGUUCCGUCAAAGUGUUACCAGAGAAGUUGCAACCACACCAAAAUCACAACCUGAAACUCUUUUCAGAGCUAACUCAACCUCUACUAAACUCUUAAAGAAGUACUGUUUGAGAGUCAGUAACCCAUACUUGACAACUGUUAUUGGUGGGUUCAUCGAUACUAUGUGUACUAAGCCAACCAAAUUUGAAAUCGAUCCACUGAAGGCUCAACAAAGAGGAGAAAGCGUUGAAGAAAACGUUGAAAAUAUUCUUGAAGUAUUACAAGAAUUUAUUGACUGCCUCUGUGAUUCAGUCCAACAAACACCUUACACCUUCAGAAUGUAUUGCAGAUAUUUGUACGAAGAAGUUGGUAAGAAAUUCACUAAACCAGAUGAUGACAAUGAUGAACAAUUUGACUUUAAAUAUAUUGCAGUUGGUGGUUUCUUAAUUUUGAGAUUGAUUUGUCCAGCCAUCACUUCUCCACAUUUGUAUGGUUUGUCAGGAAGUGAUAUUCCUGCUGACUCUAGACGUUAUGCAAUCAUUCUUACAAAGUUGGUUCAAAACUUGGCAAACGGUAUUGUUGACUCCAAGAAGGAAGAAUUCAUGAAGAAUUUUGUUGAUAUUAUUAGACUUAAUCUUAACAAGAUUCAAACCUAUUUUGAAAAGAUUGCUGCUCCAAUAGUUGAAAAUGAAGAAGUUUUGAGAAUUGAAGAAACAGUCACUGAAGAUGAAUUGAAGGAAGCAUAUGAAGUUCUCUAUAGAUUCUUCUAUAACUAUGCUGAUACAUUGAGAGAAGAAUUAAGUUCACUCUAUGAUGAUAUUGAAGAUGAGGAAAAGGAAGUAUUGGAAGAAGUUGAUAUCAAUGAAAAGCCAUCCUCUAAACAAAACGGUAAAUCUCUCAAUGAUCUCUUAGAAAAGGCUAUUGAACAAUUUGGUAAACCAGCUGAAGAAGAAAAAACAGGAAGAAGACUUUCUGUAAAGCUUAGCAAGGAUGAUGAGUUCUCCAAUCCAUUACUUAAGGAAUUGCUCAGAAAGAAUGAAAAGAAAGAUACCUCAAAGAUUGCUGAAAUGAAAUUCUUCUCUAUCAGUGAACACAAGAAUGCUAAGAAUCAACGUAUAGUUUAUUUCAUUCCUUACAAUUUGGAUUUGACUAGAUUCUCUCUUGAUUUAUACUUGUACUAUGUUCUCAAGAGUAUGGAAACCAUUUGGAAGGAACCUUAUAUCAUUGUUGUAGAUUCUACCUUCUUGACAAAGAAAUUUGAUAUUCGUUUGUCUGUAUUUAUUCAACUUUCCAAACACAUUCCACAAGGUGCAAAGAAGAAUCUUCAAGAAAUUUACUUGGUUAACCCAAAUACAUUCUUCAACAAGACCACUAAGAAGCUUGUCUCCAUGUUAAGUCAUAAUCGUUGGAAGGUCAUUACUACCAGCUCUUUGCCAGCUGUCACUGACCAAAAAUCAAAGACUCCAACCUCAAAGGAUCCAUUAGAACUUGUCAAACCUGAACAUUCUAUGCUUCCAUCUCUCACUCAACAAUUGUAUGAAAAGAGUGAAAUAAUAUAUAAUACUGAAGUUGUUCUUGCUUCUCAUACAACUGAUUGUGAAAUUAGACUCUUUGAUCAAUACAUGUUUAUUGUUAUCAAGGGAGAAAAGUUUAUUAAUAACAAGGUACCAGCAGAUUGUUUGGAACAUGUCAAUGUAACAAAGAUUGCCAAUAUUGCUGUAAAGAAGUCAUUGUUUGGUAAAUCAAGCAAGGCCACUAAAGAUUUUGUUGUCAAGUAUAUUGAUGAUGAAGAUGCUGAAGCAGCCUACAACUUUAGAGCUCAAACCAUUGAAGAAAGAGACCAAAUUAUGCAAGGUAUUAGAAACUAUGUUGAAAGAAAAUCAAGAGGAACAAAGACUGGAAAAUCUCUUGAACGUGAAUUUAAGAGACUUAAACUUCAAGAUGUACCAGGUCAACUCCUUGCUAUUUCAUUCUUCAAUCUCGAUUCUAAACACACUCCAAUUAGAGCUAGUGCUUAUUCGUUACUUGCUUCUAUCUUUGAACAAGUCAAGAUUUCUUCUCAUGGUUUGAUUUUAGAAAGUGAUGCUGCUUAUGUUCCAAGAAAUACUGAAAAUACUGUUUUGAGAAUUAGUGAAUACGUUGCCAGAAAUAAGCCUGAACUCACUUUAGAAUUCAUUUGUGAAGCUCUCAAUGCCUUCAAGACAAUCCAAGGAAAUAAGUCCAAGUUGAAGUUUGCAUCCUUCAUCCUCCCAUGGCUCGAUAACUUGUCAAGAUUUGAAAUUUCUACUAGUGUUGAUGAAGUUGAUGAAAAGACCGAAACAAUUAAGAAUUGGUUCGAAAACUUUACCAAACUCUGUAUUGCCAAUGAAGAAAUCUAUCCAAAAUUACAAAAUGUUUGGAAGCACGUCUGUAAACUCUCUUUGCCACUCAUUAGAAUUGCUAUUGAGAGUGUUAUCAAACAAGGUACAACAAGUGAAAUGCUCAUGAAUGGAGAACAAUCUAUUAUUGGCGAUAUUUUAGGAACUAUUUUGUUGCACUCACCUCUUCAAUGGAAUGUGGCUCAAUUUAUCAUUAACAAGAUUGUUGAACCACUCAUGACAGAGGAAUUGAAUAUUGACCUUUUGAACAAAGCAACAGUUAAAGAGUUGGUGAAAUCAAAAGAUAUUCUAGGCAAGAUUCCAGUUUACAUGUCUUAUCUCCUUAUGUUGUCUUUUAAUAGUCAAAUCAAUUUGUUAGAGAAUUUGCCAUACGUACUCUUUAUUAUUUCUCUCUUCUUGGGUGUUGGUUCAGAUACCUACUUGAGAUCAAUUGUUUAUGGUAUUUGUUGUAACUGUGUUCACUCCCUUGUUUUGGAAUUGCCAGCAUGUGAACAAUUUGAGCAUGUAAGAGCCAAAUUGCAAAAGCUUCAUUUGAGAGUUCUUGAAAAGGACAUCAAGUCAAGUUUCAUGGGUGGUGAACAUGAACCACAACCUUUUGCCUCAUACUCUGAUUUUGUCAAUAAGGUUUCACAAGGAAAGGUAACAUUCGAUGAAACUACCAUGUACAAGUAUGAAGAUAUCAUGAGAUACUUUAAGGAAAUCAUUGAAUGCUUUGACUUUAGUUACGAUAGCCUUAUUCAAGCUAGGGGUAAGACUUUGAAAUCUCAAUUUGGUUCUACCAUUAUAACCUCAUCCAAGGCAACUCAUAGUGUUAUUGAAGAAUCAUCUGAAAAUUCCAAGGAUAUGGAUGAAGAUGGUACAGAAAAUGAUAUGACAGAAGGAGAAGUUGAUGAUGAGCAUAACGGUUCUAAUCCAAGCACUAGCACCUCAGAUAUCGUUAAAUCUGGCAGUGAUACCAUCAAGAGUGUUUGGUUGAAGAUCUUUACCAACUUAUGUAAGGAUACCAUGAAGACAGCCAAUCUCUUAUUGUUCCCUAAAUCUUUAAUCUCAUUCAGUAUUAUUUCCACCUCAGAACAAUCAUAUGAUAUGAUUCCAUUUGUUCUUAACUUUAUUGGUAAGCGUGGUGUUGAAACUCUCUCCGAAAAUGAGCUAAUGUUGUCUGUUCUAUUGUCAAUUAACCAAUUCUGUAUUAAUAUGGUUGUUGAAAAGGAUAGAAUUGAAACUUUGAGAAAGAUUAUUAUCUUUGGAUUCUUCUUGUUGACCAUUGCCAACACAAAGAUUUAUUCUGCUGUAACCAAGUUGCUCAGUACAGUUUUUGCCAUUCUUUUUGAAGCUAGAGAUAUUCAUGACGGUUUCUUGUCUAUUGGUGAUUACUUUAAUCAAGUUUUCAGAUCUGACUACUCCAAGUACCUAUCCAUCACUAAAGAAUUUGAAGAAACUGUUGGACUUUCAUUUGGCCAACACUUCUCAUUCACCGUUUCUCUUCUUCUCAUGAAGGGACUUGCUAUUGAUGACUCCACCAUUAGAAAGGCAACUAUUUCUCUCCUCAAACAAAUCCUCUCUAUCAGUUACAAACUCAAGUUUGAACCACAAAACCAACUAGGCUUUAUUGCUGCUUUAAUUCCAUUCGAUAAGCAGUACAACUCUGUAUUAUAUAGUGAACAACUCUAUUCUGAAAGCAUGUUCACUAAGGAAACUGUUUUCCUCUUCCAAAAGUACCUCUUUAGCAUUACUGCAUCCAACAUUGAUCUUGAUAGCUGUGCUUCUGUUUAUAGAUCACUUGCAAGAGGUUUUGAAGCCAUUCCUGAUACUUUUGCAGAUGUUUUCCAAGAUCACCACAGUAUGUCUCAAGUCAUUAAGGUAUACACCUCCUCUCAAGAUGAUACUAUCAUUGAACAUAGUUUGAAUCUUUUCAAGAUUAUGAGUAAUAAUGCCAAAUCAAAGAAACUUCAAGUUAAGGAACCAUUUGCUGAUUAUGGAUUCAAAGGUUUCCGUGAUCAAACUACAUUCCAAACCACUAAGGAUGACUUGAAGAAGAAAUGUCAAAAGACUUUGAUUACAUUCUUAACUGAAAACUUUAAUGAACAAGAAUAUCCAUCCAUGGAUUCUGUAAUUAUUUCCAAGACUGGUAUGAAGAAAUCAUUCCUUAAAGCCGCCUCUUCAAGUCCAGUUGUAAGACAAGCAUCAGGAACAAACUUUAAGAAAUAA